Gopherus flavomarginatus (Mexican gopher tortoise) is the source of this 601-nucleotide messenger RNA. Its product is annotated as mitochondrial import receptor subunit TOM20 homolog. The coding region runs from base 1 to 576 and encodes 191 amino acids. Gene Ontology annotation, molecular function: transmembrane protein transporter activity. Gene Ontology annotation, cellular component: mitochondrial outer membrane; mitochondrial outer membrane translocase complex. Gene Ontology annotation, biological process: tRNA import into mitochondrion; protein targeting; protein import into mitochondrial matrix. Lineage: Eukaryota; Metazoa; Chordata; Testudines; Testudinidae. The transcript has 2 exons. The record is from RefSeq and is a predicted model, not a curated record.
AUGAUGCGUCCAUUUGUCGCUCCCAAGGACCUUAACAGCGGCCUGGCUGAUGAGCGAUACAGUAUGCGGACCGUCCCACCGUGGUGUGAGUGGAUCACGCUUCCACUUUUUAACAAGGACCCGAUCACCGAUCUGGAAGGAAUGCACCGGUUGUUCCAAGGGAAGGGUCUGGAAAGGGCUUCAUCCUUCAUCGGCUACUGCAUUUACUUCGACCGCAAGAGACGGAGCGACCCCAAUUUCAAGAACCGGCUGCGGGAGCGAAGGAAGAAACAGAAGCUUGCCAAAGAGAGAGCAGGGCUUUCCAAGUUACCUGAUUUAAAAGAUGCUGAAGCUGUACAAAAGUUCUUCCUUGAAGAGAUACAGCUUGGCGAGGAAUUACUAGCACAAGGUGACUAUGAGAAGGGUGUGGACCACUUGACAAAUGCCAUUGCUGUGUGUGGACAGCCACAGCAGUUAUUACAAGUCCUACAGCAGACUCUUCCACCACCAGUGUUCCAGAUGCUUCUGACUAAGCUCCCAACAAUUAGCCAGAGAAUUGUAAAUGCACAAUGCUUGGCUGAAGAUGAUGUGGAAUGAGAAAUCUCACCACAGUGGGGAAAAU